AUGACGGCAGCGACAGCACGAUCUACACCUGCAAUCGACUUCAACUCGCAGGCCACCUUCCCCAUCCGACUGGGACAGAGCGUGGUGAAACCUUCGGAGGCGAAGAAGUUCACGAGCAUCCAGUAUAACCAUAAGCCUCCUUUAAAGGCAGCAAAAGAUGCCCGAUACAAGCUCGAGCCGUCGUCGGACAUUUGUGAAGCACGGCUAGACCUGCGUGACGGCAAGGAUGGGUACAAGUACGGUGGAAGGUCUACUGCUAGUCAAGAGUUGUAUGCAUUGACGCCAACGGAGAGUGACGCGGGCGUGCUGGCGGCCACAUACCCGCCGUUGGCAACGGAGGCCGAAGAGGGCUUGUUCGGUGAAGACGAUGACGACGCAGGACCCGUAGACGCGAGCAACCCCUGGGACUACCGCAACUACCUGAAACAGACCUCCACUGGCUCCAGGCGUCUUGACGGUGCAGCCAAGGCACCGGUAUCAAGCAGCAGCAUGUCGCAACAGCGCGCUGCAAGCUCGAUGCCAGUGUCACGACCUUCUAAGCAAUCAUCAGGGCCACUACUUGCUCAGAAGAAACGCAAGGCUCCAGGUCUACAGAAAGCCGAUGCCAAACGUGUCAAGGCGGGCACCGAGCCGCCGCGACCAUCAGCACCGGAUGUCCCACGUGUCCGCAUUGACAGAAAAGCGUCGACGAGACGACCUUCGGUUGAUGACUCUGGCGAGCUCAUCCUCGAGAACGAAACACCCGUCACCGAGAAGCCGCCGAGGAGAACUGGAGCAAUGGCGCUUGCUCUGGGUGGUCAGCUAUCUCAGGGCCCGAUCUCCUUGCGAUCUGCGGCUAAUAGUCCAGCAAGUAUGGCUCCCUCGCCAAUGUCUGCGCGGCCGGAAGGCAUUGACGAUGGAGAAGAAUUUGAGUUUGGUGACAAUGAAAGCAGUCCUGAAGCUGUUACCAAGGUCGACUCGAAGCAACAGCAGAAGGACGACUACUUUGGCAGCGGCGAUGAGGAUGACGAAGGCUCAACUGCAGACGCUGAUGCCGACGUCGAGAACCUGGAACUACCGUCACCUGCUCAAACUCAUCAGAAAAGCACGAACAGUGCUACUGCCGACGACGAGGACGAUUUGGACAAACAACUGGCGCUUGCUAUGGCAGAGGAUGACGAGGGCGGUGGGCCGCCGCCGCAAGCGGAGAGUGACGAGGAAAGCGAAGAAGAAUGA
This is a messenger RNA of Saxophila tyrrhenica, 1215 nucleotides long. RefSeq lists its product as uncharacterized. The record is from RefSeq and is a predicted model, not a curated record. NCBI's taxonomy places the organism in Eukaryota, Fungi, Ascomycota, Dothideomycetes, Mycosphaerellales, Extremaceae. Bases 1 to 1215 code for a protein of 404 amino acids. The transcript is spliced from 2 exons.